Messenger RNA from Torulaspora globosa, 1317 nucleotides. It is a transcript of the gene CAR2, whose product is annotated as ornithine-oxo-acid transaminase. The record is from RefSeq and is a predicted model, not a curated record. Gene Ontology annotation, cellular component: cytoplasm. The coding region runs from base 1 to 1317 and encodes 438 amino acids. NCBI's taxonomy places the organism in Eukaryota, Fungi, Ascomycota, Saccharomycetes, Saccharomycetales, Saccharomycetaceae. Gene Ontology annotation, molecular function: identical protein binding; L-ornithine transaminase activity; pyridoxal phosphate binding. The transcript has a single exon.
AUGGAUUAUUCUACUGCUGCUACAUCCAAACUGAGUUCCGCGGAAACUGUCGACUGGGAACAAAAAUACUCUGCACAUAACUACCAUCCACUCCCCGUGGUGUUCCACCGUGCCAAGGGAGCCCACGUCUGGGACCCUGAAGGCCGCGAGUAUCUCGACUUCCUCUCCGCGUACUCUGCGGUCAAUCAGGGCCACUGCCACCCGCGCAUAGUUCAGGCGCUUAUCGACCAAGCGCAAACUCUGACGCUGUCGUCACGCGCGUUCUCGAACGAUAGCUUUGCACGGUUCGCCCGCUACGUGACAGAGUACUUCGGCUAUGAGAUGGUGCUGCCCAUGAACACUGGCGCCGAAGCGGUCGAGUCGGCGUUAAAGCUGGCCCGCCGCUGGGGCUACGAGACGAAGAAGAUCCCCGCGGGAGAGGCGAUCGUUCUCGGCGCACAGGGAAACUUCCACGGACGCACAUUCGGCGCCAUUUCACUGUCCACGGACGAGGAGGAUUCCCGCAAGAACUUCGGACCGUUCCUCCGCAACACAGCGGCCCGGAAUCCGGAGUCCGGGCGUGAGAUCCGGUACGGCGUCGCAGAAGACCUCGAAGAGGCCUUCAAGACGCACGGCGAUCGCAUCGCCGCGGUGAUCCUCGAGCCGAUCCAGGGCGAGGCCGGGAUUGUCGUUCCACCUGCAGACUACCUGCCCCGCGUGCAGAAACUGUGCAGGGAGCACCGUGCGCUGUUUAUCUGUGACGAGAUCCAGACGGGGAUCGGCCGCACAGGCAAGAUGCUAUGCUACGAGCACUCUCAGGGCGUGCGCCCAGACGUGGUGCUACUGGGGAAGGCGAUCUCGGGCGGGGUGUACCCGGUGUCGUGCGUGCUUGCGUCGCGUGAAGUGAUGCUCACGUUCACGCCCGGGUCGCAUGGCUCGACGUACGGCGGGAAUCCGCUAGCCGCCCAGGUGGCGAUCGCGGCGCUGCAGGUCGUGCGCGAUGAGAAGCUGGUAGACCGGGCACGUGACCUAGGUGAUCUUUUGCAGGGCAAAUUGCGGGAGCUGCAGCGGGAGUCGGACGGCGCCAUCUCGGAAGUGCGCGGGCGCGGUCUGCUGACGGCGAUCGUGAUCGACCCUGCCAAGGCUAAUGGACGUACCGCUUGGGACCUGUGUCUCUUGAUGAAGGAGCAUGGUGUGCUGGCCAAACCGACCCACGACCAUAUCAUUAGACUGGCACCUCCGCUGGUGAUCUCGGAAGAGGAUCUGCUACGGGGCGUCGAGAGCAUCAGAUUGGCGUUGAAACAGUUACCGACAGCUCCAAGGAGCAACGGGCAUUAG